CGCCGCUUAUACCAUCUACUUGCUAUAUCUUUCCGGAAUACGCUUGAUUCAUGAUCACUCGGCUUGGUGCGCUGCUUCGAUAGUCCCGGUGGAAUGUCCCGGUCUGUAGAAUGCUUGGCACAAUCAAAGAACAAGUGGCAGACAAGGCGACAUGGCAAUUAUGCAGUCAUGCGGCUGAACGUAAAGAAGACGAUCAUUUUUCUGCUGGGUAUCGCUGACUUUCUGGAAUUUUCAGCUGCUUGUCGAUAGCUGUCCGGGUCAAGUGCGUUGCCUUGGCUGUUCCUGAGCCGAGGCUAUGCAAGCACCGCAACCGCGUUGGUACCGAAGCUGGCAUCAUGAACAUGUAAGUUUCAAAGCCCACGGAAUGAGAAAAGGACAUCGUGCAUCUUGAAGCCUGAAUUGUGUCUUUUACAGAGCUUCUUACUAUACAGAAUAUCAAUCAGUGCGAUGGCGACUCAAGCCCAGAGAUCAGCUGACCGCGAACACCUCGAGCAAUCGCCCAUUUCACUAGUAAACAUCUCCACAGGUCACGGCCAACAACACGACGAUGCUGAAGCCGGCACUCGAACAGUUUUCUCAGAUCAAACACCUGGCUUGCCUGCAGUCGAUAGAGGAUACGCAGCAUGGCGCUUGCUCCUCGCCGCCUUUGUGUUUGAGGCUUUGUUGUGGGGGUUCCCGCUCUCUUUCGGCGUCUUCCAGGAGUACUACUCCAGCCUCCCAGAAUUUCAAAACAACCCAUACAUCUCAGCUAUAGGGACUACGGCUUCUGGGAUAUCGUAUCUGGGUGCGCCGUUGGUGACGCCGCUGAUCCGACGUUGGGCGCCCUACCGAGUACACAUGAUUUGGUUUGGAUGGCCGUUGUGCAUACUUGGUUUGGUGGCGGGGAGCUUUGCGAAUGAGCUGGGCACGCUUCUUCUCACGCAAGGGGUUCUGUACGGUGUCGGAUUCAUCAUAUUCUAUUAUCCUAUCUUGUCGAUGGUAGACGAGUUCUGGAUUCGAAGAAGAGGUAUGGCGUAUGGGUUUCUAUGCAGUGCAUCCGGCGCAUCUGGAGCUGUCACACCCGUCAUCGUACAAAUCCUGCUCCGCAAGUACGGCUACAAAACGACAUUGAGAAGCGUCGCUCUCGCCCUCGUGGUUCUCACAGGGCCAUUGAUCCCGUUCCUGAAACCCCGCCUGCAGCAACAGCAAACGGCGAGCCUACGAACAGACUGGAGUUUUCUUAAAAAGCGCUUGUUUUGGACGUAUAGCAUCAGUAACAUCCUCAUGGGCCUAGGAUACUUCUUCCCCGCGGUGUUUCUGCCAUCUUACGCGACUCUGAUUGGAUUGCAAGGAUCAAGAGGCGCGCUGCUUUUGACUUUGAUGAGCGUUGCGCAAGUCGCAGGCCAGUUCAGCUUCGGCUACAUGUCUGACAAAAAAGUGCCAGUUAAUGCACUCAUCAGUGUGGCAUCACUGGUCGCGGCUGUUGUGACUUUGACCAUGUGGGGCUUGGGGCGCACAAUGUUACCGCUGGCCUUCUUUGCUGUUUUGUAUGGGUUCUUUGGUGCAGGAUAUACGGCAAUGUGGGCAAGAAUGGUGACCGCUGUUAGCGAAGAGCCAUCCGCGUCGCAAGCCAUGUUCGGUCUAUUCUGCGCAGGCAAGGGCAUCGGUAAUAUCCUGACGAGCCCCAUCAGUGCUGGUCUUUUGAGAUGGUCGACACAAUCAUCUGGGUACGCGUCUGGAACAUACCGAGCAAUCGUCAUUUUCUCGGGAGUUUGCUUGUUUUUGAGCGCCAUCAGCGUGAGCGCAGUAUAUGUCAGGCCCAAAGCGUAUCUAGGAAGGUUCUUCUAGACACGGUGCUUAUU
Molecule: messenger RNA, 1841 nt
Organism: Periconia digitata
Lineage: Eukaryota; Fungi; Ascomycota; Dothideomycetes; Pleosporales; Periconiaceae
Source: the annotation of a GenBank genome assembly